Microthlaspi erraticum is the source of this 1086-nucleotide messenger RNA. The record is from the annotation of a GenBank genome assembly. Lineage: Eukaryota; Viridiplantae; Streptophyta; Magnoliopsida; Brassicales; Brassicaceae.
AUGGUACAUUUCUUUCCGAAGGCGCUCGAGGCUAAACAAACCAUCAAGCUCGCCACCGGCGUCGAAGUCGCCACGUGUCGAAGGCGAUUGACGAAUCAGACUCCAGAGGAUGUCAAGUUCACAAUUGACGUCAGUCUCGUGGGGAGCUUCGACGUGAUUAGAGGCAAUUUGCCCGCCAUGAGAGCAAGGAAAGGUCGUGGACCUGCCUCCAUCUCUCUCUCUCUCUCGUGUCCUCUCAAGCCGGUCAGGUGGGGGAUCUGUGGUUAUGCACUUAUGCUGCAUAUUCAGCAAGCAAGUUUGGGCUUGAGGGUUUUGCACAAUCACUGCAGCAAGACAUUCAUGCCACUCUUAUCUUUCCUCCACACACUUAUACACCCGGUUUUUGAGGAAGAACAGAAGAGCAGGCCUGAGGUCAUUGCCAUAAUCAUGCAAAUUUUGUGUGGCAGAGACUUUAAACUCUCUGCUUGUCGGAGAUGCCAAGUGUACGCCUGGUGGUGGUUGUUGGAGGGUUGGAUGAAUCUUUGCCUUCGCUUCCCUCAUCCGCAGGAGUGCAAGCUGUAUCAUAUUCAGGGUCGCAGUAAUCCUCAGCCGUUUCUUCCACCGAAACCCGAUGAUGUUGCAACCAUAUGCUAUACAAGCGGAACAACUGGGACCCCCAAGGGAGUCGUAUUGACUCAUGCAAACUUGAUUGCAAAUGUGGCUGGCUCCAGUUAUAGUGUGAAAUUUUUCUCCUCAGAUGUAUACAUUUCAUAUCUUCCGCUGGCACACAUUUACGAAAGAACAAAGACGUCGUUGCUCCUGAUAAUCGGCUUGUGUAGAAGACGGCAAGAUCCAACUGCUGGAACUCGCCAAGUGUUUCGAGAAGUUGUUGUUGCGUCUGAAAAUAAGUUUGAGACAGUCCUCUCUGAUCUGUCUUUGCGGUACCAUCGAGUGUCAAAGAAAUCUCGAGAACAUCAAGGAGACGGGUCAUGUGGGAGAAGAGAAGAAUUCUGUGUCCGGCCUUUUGCAGUGAGCUCGAAUUUCCCUGGAGCUCUCACAAUCUCAGGUUUCUUCCACAUGUUGUCGUCUCCUCCAACACUUUCUUAA